UUGAGACAAAAUCAUAUUUCUCGGACUUUCCACUCGAUACCAAUCCAACGGUUCAGUCUAAUCUGUCUCCCCGCAUAUAGUUGGAAGAAAAAGAACGAUUCUCCCAAAUCAUCUCCCAUCUCUCCGGCCAUCCGGCGGUGAUCGCAGGCAAAUUCUAUACCGGCUAUCCGCAGCCUUCAAGGUCGCCUCUGCGUCAAAAGUUCCAAUCCUUCCUUCUCAUGAAAUUUGAGGAGUAACUUUCCUUCCAUGCUGUUGCUUUCUUCAUCGUUUAUGGCUAUGAAAACCGCCUUUUUUUUUUCUUUUUCUUUUUUUUUUUUUUCUUUUUUAGAGAUUGAUCAAGAAUUGGAUUUGGAUCAGUUGCAAACUUUAGGAAAAAAAUUUUACAUUUUGGAUAAUGGGUUCAAGUAACAUGCCCAGAGCUCAAUGCUUUCAGUAGUUUUUUUUUCUUCUUCCCGAUAGAUUUUUGAGAGUUUGAUGGUAUUACUGGCGGUUCUUCAAAUGGGUUUUGUCUUAUUUUGGUGGGUUGAUUCAUGUAAUUUAAUACUGAAAUUAUACUCUUAACAUUUCCCAAGAGGGAAGGAAUCUUAGACCCUCUCUGUUCUCCGAUUCUAAUAUUGUUUUUCAAAUUAUGUUUGGAUGCAUCUACAGACCGGUUGUGCUCAACUGUGGCCACCUGAUAUUGAUGUUCAAAUUGGGGAAAUUUUAACCAUUCAAGAAAAGUGCAGUGAUCAGCAGUUUUGUGCUUAUUUUGAAGUGGAAAAGUAUAUAUAGAAGUAGAAAAGGUUUCUUUAUUGCCAAUGGAUCGUAUUGAUGAACGGUUUAGGGAGCAGGUAGCAGCAAUUCAACGAGUUAUGCUGUUAACAAGAUGCUUUAAAGUGGACAAUGUUCCAUGCCAAAUCGAUGAAGGUCUCUUCCUGGGUUCUGUUGGAGCUGCUUCGAAUAAGAGUGAAUUGAAAAGCUUGAAUAUCACUCACAUUUUAACUGUGGCUAAUACGUUGGAUCCCGCACAUCCAAAUGAUUUCACAUAUAAAGUCAUUGAAGUCACGGACAAAGCAGACACAAAUAUAGCACAGCACUUUGAUGAAUGUUUCAAUUUCAUUGAUGAAGCGAAAAGACUGGGUGGUGGUGUCUUGGUUCACUGCUUUUUGGGAAGAUCCAGAAGUGUGACCAUUGUGAUUGCUUAUAUGAUGAAAAAGCAUGGUAUGAGCCUAUCUCAAGCUCUAGAACAUGUGAAGAGUAGGCGGCAACACGCAGCUCCUAAUUAUGGUUUCAUGUUACAAUUACAGAACUUUGAAAAAUCUCUUCGAGAACAAAGAUGAGCAGACUGAGUGAUGAACAGCAAGAUGAAUGUUACUCGUUUGCGUCCAGAAUUUGAUUAAAAACUCGGGCAGAAAACCCAGGGAAGCUGCUUGUGCAUAUUCAAAGCAGCUUCAAGUUGAUAAUCUUGGAUAAAAUUUGAUCUCUAAUGUAAUGUUCAGAAGUAAAUUAGUUUAUGAUUUAAGAGAUUGCUAUGAAAUACUUUAUUAUAAAUGAAUGUGUUAUAAUUGUAAA
Molecule: messenger RNA, 1551 nt
Organism: Vitis vinifera (wine grape)
Lineage: Eukaryota; Viridiplantae; Streptophyta; Magnoliopsida; Vitales; Vitaceae
Product: dual specificity protein phosphatase 1
Exons: 5
Coding region: 798-1319 (173 amino acids)
Biological process (GO): protein dephosphorylation; negative regulation of MAPK cascade
Cellular component (GO): cytoplasm
Molecular function (GO): MAP kinase tyrosine/serine/threonine phosphatase activity; protein tyrosine/threonine phosphatase activity
Source: RefSeq, a predicted model, not a curated record